Messenger RNA from Trichosporon asahii var. asahii CBS 2479, 2334 nucleotides. Its product is annotated as MATE efflux family protein subfamily. Gene Ontology annotation, cellular component: membrane. Gene Ontology annotation, molecular function: antiporter activity; xenobiotic transmembrane transporter activity. Lineage: Eukaryota; Fungi; Basidiomycota; Tremellomycetes; Trichosporonales; Trichosporonaceae. The transcript has 3 exons. The record is from RefSeq and is a predicted model, not a curated record. The coding region runs from base 1 to 2334 and encodes 777 amino acids. Gene Ontology annotation, biological process: xenobiotic detoxification by transmembrane export across the plasma membrane.
AUGAACAACCUCGAGGCGCUGAUGCGGCGGUCGCGCACACAUCCGCACGCCCACAACCACCGGCGCACGAGUGGACCGAUCUCGCCCUUGUCACAAGGACAAGACAGCGAGACGAGCUCGAUCUCCAAGAUCGGCAGCCUGGGGGGCGCCCGCGGCAGCAUAUCCUCGACGCAGAGCCAGGAUGGCGGAGAAUCUGAAGUCACACUCAUGUUCCCGCACGAAGAGGAGACUCGACCACCGCAAGAGGAGCGCGGACGCCGAGGUAGCAACGACCGUCAUGGCCGCGGUCCUCGUGCGCCGAAGCGCUACUCGUACGGCGCUGUCAGCGAACCGAUCUCGCACCUUGCGCAGAACCCGCCGGUACCCAUCGACUCCUCCGCACCGGCUGGCAACUCGCGCUCCCGUAGCAAGGGAAGGACGCCGCCGCGGGUCGUGCGACCCUUCACUCGCGCUCACCGUGACGCCGCCACCGCCGCCGGUGCGAGCUUAGGUGCCUUGGGCGGCGUCACGAGCGACGCCGAUGCUGGAUCCUCGACGAUCUCGACCACGAGCGACUACACGGCCACGUCGCCCUCGUCGCCCUACCGCUCCUUACGCCGGGGCCGAUCACAGGACCGCCGACCGAUCUCGCCCGCCGUGCUCUCGAGCAUGCUCCCGCCCACGUCAAGUGAUGAGGAAGACGAGUCGGAUGCCGAGACCGAGCACGCCAAAUCUCAGGCACGCGCAAACCUCUGGCAACCGGGAGCCAGCAGCUUCGGGGAGCCUCUGCUCUGCGAUCCCGCCGAGGAGCUUGAUGCCCAGGACUUAGAUCUCCCGACAGACGCAUCUGGCAGGGAGGUCCACACUUGGAAGGGUGCGAUGGCCGUCGAGCUCCCGCUGCUGCUCCGCACGACGAUUCCCGUCUUCUUCACCCAGCUCGCCGAGUACUCGCUCGCUCUUGCUAGUGUCAUCAGCAUCGGACACCUCGGCACCAAGGACCUCGCUGCUUCGUCGCUCGCCAACAUGACUGCCGCUGUAUCGUGCUAUUCGAUCGUGCAGGGCAUUGCGACCGCACUCGACACCCUCCUCCCGGCCGCGUGGACGUCGUGCGACCCGAGUCGUGUCGGUCUCUGGACGCAGCGCAUGUUUGUGGUCAUGUCGUUCGCAAUGAUCCCCAUGUUCAUCUUCUGGUUCAACAUCGAGGCUAUCCUGCACGUCUUAGGCCAGGACCCGGACGUGGCCCGGCUCGCGGGCGUGUACCUCGCGUACCUCUCCCCGGGUAUCCCGGGGUACGCCGGCAACGUGAUUCUGAAGAAGUACCUGCAGGCGCAGAACAUCAUGGAUGUGCCGACCUACAUUCUCUUCAUUGUUGCUCCGCUCAACCUCGUCCUCAACUGGUUGCUCGUGUGGGGUCCUCCGGCCGUCCGGCUCGGGUUCAAGGGCGGUGCUAUCGCCACUGCCUUCAGCUACAACCUCACCUUCCUCCUGCUGCUCGGGUACAUCCUCUGGAUCGGGCCGCGGGAGGCGUGGCACCCCCUUUCCGCCAAGAGCUGCUGCUCCAAACUUGGCACCAUCGCGUCCCUCGGCGUUGCCGGCACGGUCAUGACGAGCUCGGAGUGGUGGGCGUGGGAGGUGUGCGCGCUCGCCGCCUCGUUCUUAGGCCCGACCACGCUCGCCGCACAGUCCGUCCUUCUCUCGACCUGUUCGACGCUGUACCAGUUCCCUGCCUCUCUGGGCGUCGCCAGCUCCGUGCGAGUCGGCAACCUCCUGGGCGCCGGUCGCGGAUGGGAAGCCAAGUGGGCCUCCCGCGCCAGCUUCGUGUGGGCCACAGUGUUCGCGCUCGGCAACAGCGCCAUCUGCAUCAUCUUCCGGAACAACUGGGGGUACAUCUUCAACAGCGACCCCGUCGUUGUCGGUCUGGUCGCGCAGGUCCUGCCGUGGAUCGGUCUCUUCCAAGUCAUGGACGGACUCUCGGGCGCGGCCAACGCCGUCCUGCGCGCACAGGGCCUGCACGCCACGGGCGCGCUGAUCAAUCUCACAAGCUACUACGUGAUUGGCAUCCCGUUCGGGCUCUGGCUCAUGUUCUCGAAGAGCGCGGGCCUCGGCCUCGUCGGGAUCUGGAUCGGCCUCACGCUCAGCCUCACGUAUGCGAGUGUGGUGGGCCUCUACAUCGUCUGGAACGCGGACUGGGACCGCGGCGUCGAGCGCGUGCGUGAGCGGCUCGGCCUCCCGCCCCUCCCGGACAAGUUUGACGAUGCGGAUGCCUCGGGCGUGGUCGAGCAUGAAGCGAACGGAACGAACGGCGUCGUCGAUCCAGAGCGCACGCCGACAGAGCGCACCCGUCUUCUCACCUAG